Molecule: messenger RNA, 4874 nt
Organism: Zeugodacus cucurbitae (melon fly)
Lineage: Eukaryota; Metazoa; Arthropoda; Insecta; Diptera; Tephritidae
Gene: Wnt4
Product: protein Wnt-4
Exons: 7
Coding region: 2628-4220 (530 amino acids)
Biological process (GO): neuron differentiation; canonical Wnt signaling pathway; multicellular organism development
Cellular component (GO): extracellular region
Molecular function (GO): cytokine activity; frizzled binding
Source: RefSeq, a predicted model, not a curated record
UCAGUUGCUAAACAGACAUCAAGGUGUACUAUUCAUUGUGUUGUGAAGUUGUAACUGGCGCGAUACCCAGUAAACAUGUUUCGCAUUGAAGUCGCCUCCCAUAAUAAAUUUUCGAGGAUUUUGUACCUCUGCGGGCAAUAUUUUGCAGUAAUUGACAAGGGUCCUGGCCUUGUGGAUGAGUUUGAAGCAUGGAUUUGAGGGCAUGGACCUGGAAUGUCCGGAAGAGAAGGAUGAUUUUAUGAAAGAUACUUUCUAUGACCGCCUAGAACGUACCUGCCCUCACCACGAUGUAAAAAUCGUGGUUGGUAAUUUCAACGGUAGGGUGGGUAAAGAAGAUGCCUUUCGCACAACGAUCGGAAAAUUCACCCUCCAUGACGAAAAUCAUGGCUUGAGAGACCACGGUGGUAAUCUGGUAACGGAUGUUCAGGGGAUACUAGGAUUAUGUAGAGAACACCUCUCCGACCUGCGGAAUGAAACUACAACAUCAGGAGAUAGCGAACCCAAUUCUCCAAUCGAUGACGAUGGAAUAGAUGUUCCAUUACCCGACCUUGAAUAAAUUCGAAUAUGAAGUACCCGCUUUAAGAACAACAAAGCUACGGGGAAGAUGGAUUACCGAGCUAUUGAAAUACGUCGGCGAAGAACUGAUAAGGUGCAUGCAUCAGCUUCUUUGCAGAAUAUGGUCGGAAGAAAGCAUGCCUGACGAUUGGAAUCUCAGUGUGCUCUGUCCAAUCCAUAAAAAGGGAGACUCCACAAUUUGUGCCAAUUACCGUGGGAUAAGCCUCCUAAAUAUCGCCUAUAAGGUUCUAUCGAGCGUACUGCGUGAAAGACUAAAGUUCACCGUAAGCAAACUGAUUGGACCUUAUCAGUGUGGCUUUAGACCUGGAAAAUCCACAACUGGCCACAUAUUCACUAUGCGCCAAAUCUUGGAGAAUACCCGUGAAAAGAGGAUCGACACACACCACCUUUUCGUUGAUUUUAAAGCUGCUUUCGGCACCACGUAAAGAGUGUAGAGCUGCUGGCGUGCACCGAUGAUAUUGAUAUCGGAAGCAACAACCGCACCGUUACUUCUGCUUUUUACCGUCUGGAUAAAGAAGCGAAGGUCUGGAGGUGAAUGAGGACAAGACGAAAUAUUUCCUUUCAUCAAACAAACAGUCAGAGCACUCACGUCUUGGCUCCCACGUCACUGUUGACAGUCAUAACUUAGAAGUUGUAGAUAGUUUCGUAUACCUGUGAACCAGCAUCAACAACACCUACAAUGUCAGCCUCGAAAUCCAGCGCAGGAUCACUCUUGCCACCAGGUGCUACUUUGGACUGAGUAGACAAUUGAAAAGUAAAGUCCUCUCUCGACAAACCAACCGAUGAGCUGUACGAGUUAUACGACGGCAUUGACAUGGUGCAACGAAUAAAAAGACAGAGGGUUCGCUGGCUAGGCCAUGUUGUCCGCAUGGACGAAAACACUCCAGCUUUGAAAGUGUUCGAUGCAGUGCCCGCCGGUGGAAGCAGAAGAAGAGGGAGGCUUCCACUCCUUUUGAAAGAUCAGGUGGACAGCUACCUGGUUACACUUGGAAUUUCCUACUGGCGCAGAGUUACGAGGGAAAGAGAGGAAUGGCACGCUAUCAUCGAUUCGGCUAAACGAAUUCUACGCCAAUCACAUACAUACAAUAUUUUAUUGACAUCCUAAUAAAAAAUGGGCGGAAUCAGUACUCAACCACGCCUCAGAUAUCGAACAAGAAGGACUCAGUGCCUAAGCGGAAUUUUUCACCGAAAAUAUCGUGUAAGGCAUAUAAAAAAAUGUGCAGACUGCCUACCAAACAAGAACACUGUGAUGUACUGGUAAACAAUCCAACAAUUGACGACUGCUGUCAAACUCGACGCAACAUUCAUAUGUAUGUAUCUAUUCAGUCCUAUAAAAUAUAAUCCACCGAGCGAACGCAGAAAUAUAAAACAUUUAUGGCGCGCGAACGUUAAUGUGCGUACCUCCCGGCUGCGCACAAGCCCAAAAUGAAAUUGUACUCGUGUCUGUAAAUAUAAACAUAUACAUAUAUACCAUGUGAGGGUUGGAAAACGAACAGCACGCAACAGCUGAGCUGCAACUAAAAGAAAUCAACAAAGCCAAUGCGGCUUUGACUCGUUGUGUACUUGAAAGGCUGGACGCAACAUAAGCAGUUGAGAAACGAACGAGUUCGGUGCUGAACGUGCGUACGGGUAAAAUUUAGAUAUUUUGUCGUUUAUCUUUUACUUUAACUUCUCAAUUAAUCGGAAUGUUACGGGUAUAGUAAGAUAAUACGCGUAUUUCCCCAGCAUAGGAAUUGUGAUAUACACGGUAUCAUGUGAAAUCAGUGUUCGAAGUUAUACCUAAAUAAUAAUUGCAUAUAUGCUCAGACCCGAUAUUCAGUGAAAAAUAACCACGAAUAUAGUAUGGUGGUUGCCAUAGAGACAAGAAAUUACUCUCAUAUUCUAAAUAUUAUGUGUGUGAUCAAUGAACAUUUUAACCUACAUAUAUAAUCCAAAACGUUAAUCUAAUUAUUGAAAUGGAUCGUACGAUACCAUAAAAAUGUCCUAUAAAUGGAAAGUGUUCCAACGAACUUAAUUAUUUUUAUAACAAUAUUGACCUAAAUGCAAAGAAAAUGCACUUGCUGUGGCUCAUCAGUAGUAUAGGAUUAUCGCUGUUACACCUACAGCUCACCCAAUGCAAUGAUCUUGAACUGUUGAGGAUAGGCAUAGCGGGAAGCAAAAAUGAAAACAAAGUGGGAAAUAAUGGUCAAUUCAAUGGCAAUUCUGGACUAAAUGGGAACGAUCUUGCUUCAAUAAACACUAAUAAUACUAUGAUGGCGACAGUUUUUAAUGGAGGCAUAACUACAAGCAAAGAUAUAAUUAUUGAUACUAAUUUUGGUGACACAAAUAUGGGAGUUUCUGUCAACAGUGAAACAGGAUUAGGCGAUCAUGGAAGCAUUAAAAUUGGUGAAAGUGAAUUACCACUAUCAGCAGUACCUGGACUAGGACACAAUCCAGAUUUAAUUCCUACCGGCCAGUUUAGAGGAUAUAAGCAAAUCAAGUCCUAUGGUCAACAAUAUGGCCAUGCUUUAGCUGGCUUGGCGAAUUUGGGAAUUAUUAUACCAAAAGGAUCUAACAAUGAGGAUUUUUCUCGCAAUAACGGAGGAGGACGUAAAAUGCAGACGAAAGUUGAUAGUGAAAUCAAUUUAAUGGACCCAACAAAUAUAAGUGGUAGUAACGGAGGGCAGAAUUCGUACCUAGAACGUUUUAUAUCUGAGCAUACUAUAAUGGCGGUAUUCACUUCACAAGGACAAGUUGGUGGUCCCUGCCUUUACAUGCCUGCUACAAGGCGUCAAAAUCACCAAUGUCGUAAGGAGUUUGGUCUUCCAAAUGCAAUAUUCGAAGCUCGACGAUUAGCAACAUCACACUGUGAAAGUCAAUUCAGAUACGAUCGGUGGAAUUGUUCAAUUGAGACUCGAGGCAAGCGUAACAUCUUUAAGAAAUUAUACAAAGAAACUGCUUUUGUACAUGCACUUACUGCAGCAGCUCUGACACACACUAUUGCACGAUCGUGUGCUGAAGGCCGAAUGACUAAAUGCAUUUGUGGCCCACGGAAGCAAAACAGAAUUGGUCAAGAUUUUCAAUGGGGAGGAUGCAACGAUAAUUUGAAGCACGGUAAAAGGGUGACAAGGAGUUUUCUUAAUUUGAGGGACAGUGAUGAUGACGAAGUUUCUGAAAUUUUGCGACAUGACUCAGAGGUUGGUAUUGAAUCAGUAUCUACGUUGAUGAUGGACAAAUGCAAAUGUCAUGGAGUUUCUGGGUCUUGUUCAAUGAAAACAUGUUGGAAAAAAUUGUCUGAGUUUAAUGCAACAUCAACACUAUUACGACAAAAAUAUAAUGAAGCUAUUCGAAAGGCGCCUAACUUGCGUACAAUACGACGGAAUGCCCCCAUAAAUCGGUUAAAAAGGUUGAAACAAAAAAGAAAAAAACAAUCACAAUAUACGACGCUCUACUAUCUUGAAACUUCCCCUACAUAUUGCUCUGUCACAAAAGAUCGGCAAUGCUUGCAUCCUGACAACUGCGCAAAUCUAUGCUGCGGACGUGGAUAUACAACUCAUGUUUUCAAGCAAGUAGAAAAGUGUCGCUGUCGAUUUAAUAACGGAAGAUGUUGUCAACUCAUUUGCGAUUAUUGCCAACGAUUCGAAGAUAAAUUUUUUUGUAAAUAAAUUUGCUUUAAGUACUUAUUUUUACAAUGUAUAUGAGUCUCAACCAUAUAAUUAUAGGUCUGUUUUUUGUUCAGAUUCCAUAGAUAUUUUUAUGUAUCCCAAUUCUAUUAUUAAACUUCAAUGCAAAGGUUUAAUAAAAAUACUUAUUUAUAUGUAUUUAAAAAAAAUAACCAUUGCUCACUUACUUGAAACGUAAGAUGGAAAAACCAGUAGUUAAGAUUUUAAUAAUUGAUAAACAUGUAUAGACUGGUACGUUUCUUUAGUGAAAAUAUAUGUAAAUGAACAGGCCUAUAAAUACAUAUGCUACUAAUUAUAAUGAACCGAAGUUAAAAUCAUAUUUACUUUCUAAGUAGAAUUUGAUUCCGUGUGUAUUAUAUUUGUAAUAAGGAUAUUCAUAUGACACUCAAAAAAAUUUAAAUUAAUACAAAUUAAAUCAACCAAUUAUAGUUGUAACCAUAUAACCAUAUGUAUGUAUACAAAUGAACAUUUUGAAAGUCAAUAUCGCUCUGUUCAUUAAAUUGCGGAAUUAAAACUAUGUCGAUUAAAAAACUAGUAUAAAAAAUAUUUAUAGCCAUAGUAUUUAGCACAUAAAAAGCUUUCUAAAGAUUUUAUAUUUAUUUCAUAUAAAAAAUAAAACUGCUGCUUUAAAUUACU